Messenger RNA from Lachancea thermotolerans CBS 6340, 1029 nucleotides. Its product is annotated as FluC/FEX family fluoride channel. Bases 1 to 1029 code for a protein of 342 amino acids. Gene Ontology annotation, cellular component: membrane. Gene Ontology annotation, molecular function: fluoride transmembrane transporter activity. Gene Ontology annotation, biological process: fluoride transmembrane transport. Lineage: Eukaryota; Fungi; Ascomycota; Saccharomycetes; Saccharomycetales; Saccharomycetaceae. The record is from RefSeq and is a predicted model, not a curated record. The transcript has a single exon.
AUGGAAAGCAAAGAGAAGCUGGAUGCGGAGCCUCGUAAGACUAGGAUUGGAGCACAACUUCGCGCGGAGGGUGAAGUGGUACUGCAACUGCUAUUCUUUUCGAUUCUCGGAAACUAUUCGCGUCUCGGUUUAGUUCGACUAACCGACUAUAGAGGGUCCUACGUGCAGGGUCCUACCGUUCUAUGGGCGAACUUAGCAGCAUGCUUCCUCAUGGGCGCAGCGCAGGCACUAAAGCCCCGGGACGUGUUCACACCGUUGUUCUUCACAGCGGUCACGACGGGCUACUGCGGGUCGGUGUCGUCGUUCUCGUCGUUCCUGGUGGAGGUCUUUGAGCACGCGACGAAUACCGCUGCGGAUUCAGGUUCGCAUUCGUUUCCAAACCGUGCGUACGGGAUAAUGGAGUUUCUCUCGGUCCUUUUCGUCCAGCUGAUGGUUUCAAUGUGCAGCCAUCUCUUUGGGUUGUGUCUAGCCCGGGAGUUUUCUGGGUCUCUAGAAACUUCAGGAAGCUGGGAAGCGUCAAAAAAUGCACGCAGGGUUAGGAAAGUGCUCAAGCUGGCGGAAAACAUCGCACGAAUUUUGGCCGUCCCCGUGCUUAUCGUCCAAAUUGUUCUUGCCGCAGUUUAUACCAAUGGUUCGAGAUAUUGGACUUUCGCAGCCGUGUUUUCUUUUCCAGGAACGCUGCUGCGCUAUGUUUUGGCAAAAUAUUUAAACCCGCGAGUCAAACACUUCCCUCUAGGCACUUUUGCUGCCAAUGUGUUUGGCACUGUGCUAUUGGCAAUCUUUACUCUGCUUUCAAGGGGCAAGUUGCCAGACGGAAGUAGAAUCAUCAAAUUCACCACGACUAACGACGUAGUGGUGGGAUUAGGCAAUGGAUUUUGUGGCUGCCUGACGACCAUAAGCACGUUCAUUAAUGAGGGGCACGUACUGCCGCUGAAAAAGACCUUGAUCUACUACUUUACGUCAAUUGCGGUCUCAUUCUGCCUAAUUGUUGUAACAUUGGGAUCCUACGCAUGGACCAGAGGUAUUUGA